AUGGGGCAACACCCAACUCAACCCUUUUUGGCGAAUAACACUAUCAUGUUCAAGUAUUCUGUAUUCGGUGAUAUCUGCAUUGCACGCAAGGUGUUUGAUAAUAUGUCCAAAAGAAAUGUUGCGUCAUACAAUACAAUGAUUAGUGGUUAUAGUCGGAAUGGAAGUUUAUUAGAGGCUUGGAAGUUGUUUUCUGAGAUGAGGGGUUGUGGAUAUGUGCCGACUCAGUUUAGUUUUGGUGGGGUUUUGGGUUGUGAGUGUUUGGAUGUUAUUCAAGGAUUUCAGUUGCAAGCGUUGGCUGAAAAAUUGGGGCUGUUUUUCGUUGAUGCUGUAACAGGGACUGCAUUAUUGGGUUUACUUGGAAGGAAAGGAUGGUUAGAUGAAGCUAUGCAGGUUUUCGACGAAAUGCCUAAAAGGAAUUUGGUGACUUUGAAUUGUAUGAUAUCCUUGUUUGGACAGUAUGAAUGUGUUGAGGAGUCAAUGAUGGUGUUAAGGAGGUUAUUAAGGAGUGGAAUGGCUCCUUCCGAGAGCACUUUCGUGGGCAUAUUGGCCGGUUUUGUUGGGGAACUUGAUUUGAUAUUAGGGGAACUAGUACAUGGGUUGGUAGUGAAAAAUGGACUGGAUUUUUCUGUUUCAGUGAAUAAUUCAUUGAUUAACAUGUAUGCGAAAUGCUCUGACAUACAUAUGGCGGAGAAAAUGUUUGAAGAUGUUCCUGUUAAGGAUGUUGUGUCGUGGAAUACAAUGGUUGGUGCAAUGGCGAAGAUUGAAAGAGCGGAUAGGGCAUUGGUUGUUUUAAGGAAAAUGUGUGUAAGUGGCGUAUUGCUUAAUGAUACGAGUUAUGUGAGUGCCCUAAGUUGCUGCACUAGCCAGCAGUUUCGAUUGCUUGGGGAGUCCAUCCAUGCGAAAGUAAUCCAGAAAAAGUUUGAAUCUGAUGUAUAUGUCGGUAGUGCUUUACUUGACUUUUAUGUUAAAUGUGAUAGAUUGGAUGAUGCUCAUGUUUGCUUUGAUGAAAUAUCGGAGAAGAAUGUGGUUUCUUGGAAUACGUUGAUGUUGGGUUAUUCGAGUAAAGGUUCUUCUUAUGUUAUUACGCUGCUUCAACAAAUGAUUCACUCGGGUUGUCUUCCCACUGAGUUUUCUUUUUCUAUUGCUGUGAAAUCGUCAGGACUAUUAGAGGUACUUCAGCUCCAUUCUUUGUCCAUAAAAAUGGGUUACAUUGAUAAUGAUUAUGUCUCUAGCAGUUUCAUUUCUUCGUAUGCAAAAUCUAGUUCAGUUGAUGAUGCCCUAAGGUUUGUCACUACCAAUGACAUGCCACUUCCUGUUGUUGCAUCCAAUAUGAUCGCAAAUAUUUAUAACAGAAAUGGACAAUUCGAUAAGACUCAAGAGUUGUUUUCGGACCUUGAAAAUCCAGAUACUGUAUCUUGGAAUAUCUUGAUUGCAGCCUGUUCUAGAAAUGGUGAUUACGAAGAAGUUUUUGAACUUCUUGGACACAUGCGGAUGGCUAGAGUAUCUCCUGAUAGAUACACAUAUGUUAGCCUGUUUAGUGUGUGCACCAAGCUUUGUAACCUUGGUCUAGGUAGCUCACUUCAUGGCCUCAUUAUAAAGACUGAUUUUAAGCGUUGUGACACAUUUGUCUGCAAUAUCAUGAUUGACAUGUAUGGCAAAUGCGGGAGUCUUGCAAGUUCAAUCAAGAUUUUCAAUGAAAUGACGACUAAAAAUGUGAUCACAUGGACAACCAUUGUUUCAGCCCUUGGACUGCACGGUUAUGCACACGAGGCAUUAGAGAAAUUCAAGGAGAUGGAUAUGAACGGAAUUAAACCUGAUAAGGUUGUUUUCGUAGCUGUGCUUUCAGCAUGUAGGCACGUUGGAUUAGUGAAAGAGGGAAUGAAAUUGUUUGGGCAGAUGAAAGGGAAAUAUGGGGUAGAACCAGAGAUGGAUCACUAUCUUAUUGCAGUGGACUUGUUGGCUAGGUAUGGCUAUUUGACAGAAGCCGAGCAGUUAAUCACUGGGAUGCCUUUCCCUCCAAAUGCUCUAAUAUGGCGCAUUUUUUUGGAAGGCUGCAAGAAAAAGAGAAGCAUAGACGACACUAUCGCUCUUGCUUCAUAA
This is a messenger RNA of Solanum tuberosum (potato), 2100 nucleotides long. RefSeq names its product pentatricopeptide repeat-containing protein At3g58590-like. Lineage: Eukaryota; Viridiplantae; Streptophyta; Magnoliopsida; Solanales; Solanaceae. The transcript has a single exon. The coding region runs from base 1 to 2100 and encodes 699 amino acids. The record is from RefSeq and is a predicted model, not a curated record. Gene Ontology annotation, biological process: RNA modification. Gene Ontology annotation, molecular function: protein binding; RNA binding.